UUGUUUGUCAACAUGAACUCUGCCGCCGCCGCCGCUGCCAACAACAACAUGGACUGUUGUCGAACUUGCCUUACUGUUAGGUCGCUUCGGUUGAGCGCCGAAGCAAUAUGGCACAUAGAUGACUCCAUGUUGCAGGACAUUAAGCGUUAUUACAAAAUUCAGAUAAACGAGCGUGACAAAAAAACAACCUGGAUGUGCGAAAAGUGCAUCCAAAAUGUCAUAUUGUGGCGUGAGAGAUUAAAAAUGGCAUUGAAGAAUCAGUUAGUGAUAGAUUGGCUGGCCGAAAAGGCUGCCAGUCAGUGUAAGAACAAACCGCAACCAUAGGAAGCUUCUUAUGUUUUACGGUGUAUACAUGGUGAUUUUUCUAACUCGAUUAUUUGUAGGGUUUAGUCAGUUAUUGAAUUUUUUUUUUCGUCUAUGUGAUCUCAACUUUUCCUUACAUAGUGUUGAGUCGAAAAAUCACAAUGUAUAUAAGUUGCACGAAUUGUUCUUUUGUUUUUCUUUUAUUUUACAUUUUUUU
Adelges cooleyi (spruce gall adelgid) is the source of this 520-nucleotide messenger RNA. RefSeq lists its product as uncharacterized. The coding region runs from base 13 to 324 and encodes 103 amino acids. Gene Ontology annotation, cellular component: nucleus. The record is from RefSeq and is a predicted model, not a curated record. The transcript has 3 exons. Gene Ontology annotation, molecular function: zinc ion binding. Lineage: Eukaryota; Metazoa; Arthropoda; Insecta; Hemiptera; Adelgidae.